This is a messenger RNA of Xiphophorus hellerii (green swordtail), 1197 nucleotides long. Its product is annotated as caffeoyl-CoA O-methyltransferase 1-like. Gene Ontology annotation, molecular function: S-adenosylmethionine-dependent methyltransferase activity; O-methyltransferase activity. Lineage: Eukaryota; Metazoa; Chordata; Actinopteri; Cyprinodontiformes; Poeciliidae. The record is from RefSeq and is a predicted model, not a curated record. Bases 155 to 733 code for a protein of 192 amino acids. The transcript is spliced from 4 exons.
GCUGUUCACGUGUUGGGUAACAGAUUCAAGCUGUCACUCCUCCUCCCCUCUGUCGGUUACAUGAUAUAACCGAAACCUCUGGACCUCCAGCAGCACGUAAACCCGCCGUGGUUGUCAGCUGCAGAAACCGACGUCCCGCCCAUAAACGGUAAAUAUGCUGCCUGACAAAGUUCCUGACACCCCUGUGGAAGUCAUAGUGGAUCUGUUGACAAAGGCUAAGGGCAUAGCUUCAGCAUGUGCCACCGUUCCAGAGGAACUGAAAAGCCACCUGCAGAAGGCUCUCGACAUUGCCAGUGGACUGGAUAACUACCUGGAGAAAAUUACCACCAAAGAGAGCAAACCUCUGGCGGAGCUGUAUAAGAAGACCAUGUCUCACAACUGGGACCAAGUGUUUGAGGAGGGCAAGACUAAGUUCCGGCUUCCAAAGGAGUGCAUCACUGGCCAUGUUGAGGGUCAGACCCUUCAGAUGCUGAUCCACAUGAGUCAAGCCAAGAGGGUCCUGGAGAUUGGGAUGUUCACUGGUUAUGGAGCUCUGUCCAUGGCAGAGGGGCUUCCAGAAGAUGGCUGCCUGGUGGCCUGUGAGCUAGAACCGUACCUUAAAGAGUUCUCUCAGCCCAUCUUUGAGAAGUCUCCACAUGGUAAAAAGAUAACUGUCAAGAUUGGAUCUGCCAUGGAGACCCUUAAGGUGAGAGACAGUUGGUGUCAGAGUGAUCUAAGUAACAUCUCCCAUUGACUUCCUGAAGGAUGGCAUUAAUAUACUACAGACCUUAAAGGGGUCCCACUGGUCUGCAUGCAGAUGACUCUAUUUGCGAUUUGUAUGAUUUGUGGACACAACAAUGUUUCUAUCACUGGUCAUGUGAAGGAAAAGUUAAGUACGUUGCUGGUACCAUACAAUGAUUGUGGUAGGGGUUUGUCCCACAAUCAGCGGUGUCUUGAGCAAGACACUUCACCUGCCUUGCCUGCUGGUGGUGGUCAGAAGGCCCAGUGGCAGCAGUGCUCUGUCAGACUGCCCCUACAAUGUAAUACUCACCACUGUCUGUGUGAAUGUCUGCAUGGAUGUGUGAAUGACUGAAUGUAGUGUGAAGCGCUUUGGUGUCCUCUGGACUUGGUAAACGCAACACAAGUACAGGCUAUUUACCAUAGGACUUAACAGGAAAAGUAGCAUCCAAGUGUUCAUCAACACACAUGACCACCUUU